Molecule: messenger RNA, 1053 nt
Organism: Arabidopsis thaliana (thale cress)
Lineage: Eukaryota; Viridiplantae; Streptophyta; Magnoliopsida; Brassicales; Brassicaceae
Product: Plant protein 1589 of unknown function
Exons: 7
Coding region: 1-906 (301 amino acids)
Source: RefSeq, marked reviewed
AUGAGUCCGCAUGUUUUAGAUCUUCCUAAGGGUUGUGAAAUCUCUAACGAUCUCACAGAUUUCGUUCACUAUAGAGUCGAGGAAUGUAUACAAGGCUACAUGAGCAAAGAAGAAACUGCGAGUUUUAUAUUCGAUACAUUUGGAGUCUCACUAAAGUUUACCAGAUUUGUUUGGUAUCUUCUUGAAAAAGCAAAUCCAGAUUUCUUCAGAUGUUUCAAAACACAUUGCGAGAAUAUUCAGAAUGCACCAAGUGAAGAAGUAACGUCUAAUGUAGAGAUUGAAAAUUCUUUUGAAGAUUUAGCAGAGGCAAGUACAAGCUUUACAAAACCAGAUAACAAACCUAGAGCAAAGCGUUCAAAGGGGAAAAAUAAACAGAAGCAACAUCCAAUUUCUCCUAUUCAUUCUUUGAUCGAGACUGCUCCAAAUGAUGCAUCAUCACAAGUGCCUCAAGAAGCAGCUACUGCUAAUUCUAGUGAUACCCCAAUUCCUGUGGAGAAGGUUUCAAGUAAAGCAAGGCGGUUCAGGGCUCGAAAGAAAGCGAAACAAGAAAAGUCACAACAAGCUCCAUGUUCUCCUUCAAGAGGGACUUCUGCGGAUGUUGAGAGGGCUGAGGUACCUAUUGCUGAUGCUGAGAUAAUUUUGAAGCAGAUUUCAACUAGAAUGCGACUGCUUGAGAGUAUCAUAGAACAAGUACACAAACUACUUAGUAAUGUACUUGGACCACCUCCUUCUGCUGCUAAAGCCCUCAAGAAACAGAGAUCAUGGAAACAAGUGAGAGGUGAUUAUGAACAAGCAGAGAUGCUUCAUGAUCUGAAUCAACAAGUCCAACAAGAAAUGCCGAGAAUGGACAUCCCGGGGAAUCAAGCUAGCGACAACUCCAACGAAGAAGAUACACUAUAUGAUUGAUAGAGAGCAUAUUCUUACAUUAGCAUGCUUAGUUUGUGAUUACCAGAAUAUAUUCCUAAGCUCUAUGAGACUUUAUAUUGUUGGUUACGUUACCAUGUACCAAUUACAAAAGAGAAGAAACCAGUAUAUAUAUUCUAUCAAAUCUCA